AUGCCAUCUGGAAUUGAAAACGUUUUUCUGAUAGUGACAAUGGGAGAAUUCAUAGUCGGACAGGUAGGGAACGCGUUCAUUGUACUGGUGAACUGCAUUGACUGGGGGAAGGGCCGGAAGCUCUCCACUGUGGACUAUCUCCUCACCAGCUUGGCCAUCUCCAGGAUCAAUCUUCUUUGGAUACUGCUACUUGAGUCAUUUGUACUGGUGUUAUGGCCACAUCUAUACACUAGUGACAAAGUAACAGCACUCUUUAGUAUUUCUUGGGCCCUGAACAAUCACUUUUCUGUCUGGAUUGCAACCUGUCUGAGUGUUUUCUACUUUUUAAGAAUAGCCAAUCUCUCCCACCCCUCCUUCCACUGGCUGAGGCAGAGAAUUAGCCGAGUGCUACUUAUGCUUCUCCUUGGGUCUUCACUCUUACUCUCUUUCAACUUUGCGUUGUCAGAUACGUUUACGGCUUUCUGGACUAACUGGCACAGGACACAUCAAGAAAACUCAAGCUGGCCCUCAGAUAUGACGAUAACUCUGUACGUUAACAGCUUGGUGGCUUUUAACUUCAUCUACCUGAUCCCCCUGCUUCUCUCGCUGGGCUCCCUGGUGCUUCUGUUUGUCUCCUUGAAGAGACACACCAGGAACCUGCAUCUGAGCGCCAGCUGCUCAGACGCCAGCACCGAGGCCCACAAAAAGGCGAUGCAUAUGGUGAUGUCCUUCCUCCUCCUGUUCCUGGUUCACUUGACUACCACCAUAUUAGUCGGUUGGGCUUUCUUCAUACCAUACAAAUAUGAAGCUCACCUGGCCUUCUCCUUAAUAAUGACUCUGUUUCCUUCGGGCCACUCACUGAUCCUGAUUAUGGGCCACAGCAAACUGCGACAGACCACCUUGUGGCUUCUGGGGCAUCUUGAAUGCAGCCUGAGAAAGAAAACAGGGUGA
This is a messenger RNA of Sorex fumeus (smoky shrew), 930 nucleotides long. RefSeq names its product taste receptor type 2 member 7-like. NCBI's taxonomy places the organism in Eukaryota, Metazoa, Chordata, Mammalia, Eulipotyphla, Soricidae. The record is from RefSeq and is a predicted model, not a curated record. Gene Ontology annotation, cellular component: membrane. Gene Ontology annotation, biological process: G protein-coupled receptor signaling pathway; detection of chemical stimulus involved in sensory perception of bitter taste; sensory perception of taste. Bases 1 to 930 code for a protein of 309 amino acids. Gene Ontology annotation, molecular function: G protein-coupled receptor activity. The transcript has a single exon.